GAUGGUUUGAUCCAACAUUCAGGAAAGUUUCCUUCCGCAUGGAGCCGCAGUGUGAGCCCGACUCGGCGCGGCGAGGAGAAGUGUUAACAUGGCAGACAUGGACACUGAGACCAUCACACACACCGAGCCCAUGGCGGAGGAAGAGGAGCCUCUUUUCAGCAACCUGGACCUCUUCCUCUUUUCCCUCAUAGUCGGUCUUGUCAUUUAUUGGUUCAUGUCCCGAAAGAAGCCAGAGCCCAUCCCUGAAUUCAAGAAGCUCAACACACUAACACCCACCACAAGGGAGACGAGUUUCAUCGAGAAAAUGAAGAAAACGGGCAAGAACAUCAUUGUUUUCUACGGCUCCCAGACGGGCACAGGAGAGGAAUUUGCCAACAGGCUGUCGAAAGACGCUCAGCGCUAUGGCAUGAAAGGAAUGGCUGCCGAUCCAGAGGAGUAUGAAAUGGGCGAACUGUCCCGUCUGUCUGAGAUUAAAAACUCGCUCGCCAUAUUUUGCAUGGCCACCUACGGUGAAGGGGACCCGACGGAUAACGCCCAAGACUUCUAUGACUGGCUGCAGGAGAAUGAUGAUGAAGACCUCUCCGGACUUAACUACACUGUAUUUGCUUUGGGCAACAAGACAUAUGAACACUACAAUGCAAUGGGGAAAUACGUCGACAAAAGGCUGGAAGAACUGGGAGCCAAGCGCAUCUUUGACAUUGGCUUGGGAGAUGACGAUGGCAAUCUGGAGGAGGACUUCAUUUCAUGGAGAGAGCAGUUCUGGCCAGCCAUCUGUGAGCACUUUGGAGUGGAAGCCUCAGGAGAUGAAUCAAGCAUACGGCAGUAUGAGCUGAAGGAGCACACUGACAUCAACAUGAACAAAGUGUACACAGGAGAGAUUGGCCGCCUGAAGAGUUUUGAGGUCCAAAAGCCGCCCUUUGAUUCAAAGAACCCUUUCCUGGCCCCAGUCACUGUCAACCGCAGACUCAAUAAGGCUGGUGAUAGACAUCUUAUGCACCUGGAACUGGACAUAACAGGCUCCAAGAUCAGGUAUGAGUCAGGCGACCACGUUGCAGUUUUCCCAACUAAUGACUCUGUGUUGGUGAACAAGCUGGGACAAAUCCUUGGAGUGGACCUUGAUGUGGUUAUCUCUCUCAACAACCUUGACGAUGAGUCCAACAAGAAGCAUCCCUUCCCCUGCCCCACCACUUACCGCACGGCACUCACGCACUACCUGGACAUCACACAUCCCCCUCGCACCAACGUCCUCUACGAACUGGCACAAUAUGCCUCUGACCCCAAAGACCAGGAGAACAUGCGCAAGAUGGCCUCCUCCGCCCCUGAGGGCAAGGCUCUCUACCAGAGCUGGGUGUUGGAUGCCACUAGAAACAUCCUCGCUGUCCUGGAGGAUAUGCCUACUCUGAAGCCUCCCAUUGACCACCUGUGUGAACUGCUGCCUCGUCUCCAGGCUCGCUAUUAUUCCAUUGCCUCCUCCUCUAAGAUUCACCCAAACAGCAUCCACAUCUGUGCCGUAGUGGUGGAGUACAAUACCAAGACUGGCCGUGUCAACAAAGGAGUUGCCACCAACUGGCUAAAGAAUAAACUGGUCACUGACAAUGGCCACAAGUCCACUGUUCCCAUGUACAUCCGCAAGUCUCAGUUCCGUCUGCCCUUCAAAGCCACUAACCCAGUGAUCAUGAUUGGCCCUGGAACAGGAAUAGCUCCCUUCAUGGGCUUCAUCCAGGAGAGGGCCUGGCUCAAACAGCAAGGAAAGGAGGUUGGAGAGACUGUGAUGUAUUUUGGCUGCCGGCAUAAGAAUGAGGAUUACCUCUACCAGGAGGAGCUGGAGGAAGCAGAGAAGAACGGAGUCCUAACGCAGCUUAACGUUGCCUUCUCCAGAGACCAGGAGCAGAAGAUGUACGUGCAGCACCUCCUGAAGAAACACAAGGAGGACCUCUGGAAACUGAUUAAUUCAGACAACGCUCAUAUCUACGUCUGCGGGGAUGCGAAGAACAUGGCUAAGGAUGUGCAGACGACCUUCCAUGAGAUCGCAGAAGAAAUCGGAGGCAUGGUGCGCACCCAGGCCACAGAUUAUAUUAAAAAACUGAUGACCAAGGGACGCUACUCACAAGACGUCUGGAGUUAAAGCGCCUUUAAGCCCCGCCUCAUUCUCACUACACAAAUGGUGGUUUUAUUUUUUUUUAUUGUAUAUCUUUUAUAUACACAUAUAAUAAAGAAACUCAUCCUUGUUCAUGAAAGCUACAGGUUGCAGAAGAUCAUGAGGCAAACCCUACCUCAGCAGCUGAACCCAUUCAGCAUUUUCAAUCUGCAUUUCCUAUUUAUGUAUCUUAUUAUCCAUCUGCCUCUUUCUGCUGGUGUCCUCGCCUGAGCCAUUGUCUCAGACCAAACAACACAAACCAGGUCUUGUUUCCAGAGAUUGUUGGGUGUUGACUGGAUUCUGGUCUUGUUUCCAGAGAUUGUUGGGUGUUGACUGGAUUUGUGUAUUUUGUUGAUAAACUGCAACUAUGGGCCCUUGGAUUAGAUGCAGGAACCUGCCAGCUUGGGUAUAAAAAAUGUCAUCUUUUCUGAGACACAUUUAUUUUAUUUUUUUUAUAGUUGUGGGUUCAUCAGUUUGGCCGUGCAUCUUUUUUAAACAGAUGACGAUUGGGCGGAAAUUCCAUGUAUUUAGUGGGACAGAGAUGCACAAACUCCACCCUCUGGAUGAACAUUAAUUAAUUUGUCCGAAAAUAAUGAUUUCAAUUGAAAAUUUAGAUUUAAAAUGCCAUCAUGAAGUGUUUGAAGCUUUCAUCAAACUGAUUAACAGAUCCCCACAGAAGAUAAUAUCGCAUAAUAUAUGUCUAACAUAUGUCUAGUGUAUAACACUUAAGCUUUAGACAUGAAAAGGUGCUGUUAUCAGUUUUGCUCAGAGAUUAUCUGGGAGUACUCUUAAAGUCCUUAUAAAUGAAAAUGUUUUUAAAGCUCUGUAAAAAUUCUGUGAGGAAAAUGUUUUUUUUGUAGCAAACUGGCAUCAUAGGUACAUUGAAUAUUUACGUUUGUAUUUUGACAAGGGAUUUUGCCUUCUAUGCAUACGUUACUGUUCAUUUUAAUCUUUAACAAUAACUUUUCACGAGGCACAAAAAAGUGUUGCAACAGGGAGGAUCAUUUAUAGAAAACAAUUAGGUCAUUUACACUUUGACUCAAAUAUCUGCCUUUAAACAUGAUGAAAAUGAAUUUGGUAGGUACCCUGUAAUAUUUUUUAAGUGUGUGAAAUGUUAAACUUGAAACCAGGUCCAUCCACCCAAAUGGCAAUAAGUCAUUUUAUAUGCAUCUAACAGCAGAGGAUUAAGAAUUGGUUUGGUCUUAACAACCUCCUCUGGCUUUUUUUUCCCUUUUUUAUCUGGACCUAUCACAUAUGCAUCACUACAUGGAGACGAUAACCAGACAUGUCAAACAGUUUUGUGUCUUGCAAUAUCUGUCUUUCAGUGCUCAUCACUGUUGGAUGAGAUCGGCCAAGCAGUUUAAGUGCAACCUGUGCCUUUUAUUUUAACACAGCCUUAUUCUAUUCAAUGAUACAUAAGUAAGCAUUGAAACAAUGAAUCGUCACUGUCUUUUCUAUAUAUUCUUUUUCUUCCUUGCUAAAAUGUUGACAGUCCAAUUCAUCCGAGACACUUUAGCCCGAGCUUUCAAUUUUUGUCAUUCCACUUAAUGAUGUAAUUAUGUGAUUGUAUUAAGGCAUGGAUCUUUAAUUAAUAAAAUUUUUAAGAAUU
Molecule: messenger RNA, 3746 nt
Organism: Scophthalmus maximus (turbot)
Lineage: Eukaryota; Metazoa; Chordata; Actinopteri; Pleuronectiformes; Scophthalmidae
Gene: porb
Product: P450 (cytochrome) oxidoreductase b
Exons: 16
Coding region: 89-2125 (678 amino acids)
Biological process (GO): response to hormone
Cellular component (GO): cytosol
Molecular function (GO): flavin adenine dinucleotide binding; FMN binding; NADPH-hemoprotein reductase activity
Source: RefSeq, a predicted model, not a curated record